Molecule: messenger RNA, 35459 nt
Organism: Lymnaea stagnalis (great pond snail)
Lineage: Eukaryota; Metazoa; Mollusca; Gastropoda; Lymnaeidae
Source: the annotation of a GenBank genome assembly
AAUGGCCUGUGUGCUGUCUCAAGCAGAAUGAGAACUCGCGUUACGUUGAGGAAGUCAACAGUUUAAUAUUUCCUGUUCAUUGAUAUUGUUUUCUAAAUGAAAAGUAAAAUUCACUUAAAGGGGAUUAACACGGGCUUUCAGAGGUUGGUGAAUUUUAUAAUCGACAUUAGAAUUAUAGUUGUUUGAAAGAAUCGAUGAUCUCUCUGUACUUGUCUAGUCCUAGACUCAAGCCCUGCCUAGUCUACUAAUCCUGUUUUACUUUUAUUAUGUCUGAGGCAUCAGCACUCAACCAAGACUGAAUCAGUGACUGAGACAUUUUUGGCAUGUAGGCAGACCCACACAUAACACGGACAAUUAGGUGGGGGGGGGGGGGUAAAGACUAAGUCAACUGGUGACUAACUAACACGAGUAUAGUAUGAGUAUGAUGAUUAUUGGAAAGAUUGAAUAAUCACUAUCAGGACUAUAAAUUAAUCAUGAUAAUAAUAAUAUUGAUAACAUUCAAUUCAACAUGAUUCUCCCGAUUGAUUGAAUAACAACAGUCUGAAAGGCCUGAAAUAUAUAAUAUAUUGUAGUAUUUGUAGUCUAAUAAUAAUACUAUUACUAGUAGUAAUAGCAAACAUCUGUGAACUGGGGUAUUUAUAAAAUUAUAAAAAAAAAUUCUCUUAACUUAUAUUCUUAGUCUUGAAGGAAUGUCCUGUAAAAAAAAAAUAAGUGAAUUAAUCAUGGUUCAGUCAGACUAAAGAAGCAUAUUGCACCUCAAUUUGGGAUUGGCUUUGCUGGCACUCUAUCUAUUGGAAUAUUGAGCUUACUCAUUGUUUCCUUUAAAUCUGAACAUUCAUUUUAAUUGUAACACAUCUACUCUGACAUGGCGUGGGAGCUUAUUUCUUAUGCUGUGGGUUAUGUCAGUAGUAUGGUUACUUAUGUUAUGUUGAUAUUUCAGGAUGCCGACUAAGGCUUCUUCUUUCUUCCACUUAUAAUCCGGGCACGCAAAUAAGAAUACUGAAUCCUGGUUAAACUUACAGUACUUUAUUGAACACACUUUAUAUUGAUAAUAUUAAUAAAUAAUCCUUGCAUGAAUGUAAUUUCAUAUAUAUAUCUAUAGUAUUCCAUCAUUAAGAAAGACACGUCCUCACACUAAACUGUCAACUGUCUAAUCACACAGCUCUCACGCUACUGACUCUACUGCUCUGCACUCAGCUCUCUACUAUAUCAGUCAACUCAUACUUCAUUACCAGCAAAGCGUGGAAAACAACCGCUCUGACAAAAACAUAAUUUUACUCUCCAAAAACGUGGAGUUCACAUUUGCAUCUCAAAAUACAUGGUCAACACAAUUCACUGUUCACUCAUGCUACCUCUCUGUUUUCAUGUGAAAACAUAGUCCGUUACAUGCCCCACCCAUCUGAAAAAAUUUUGUGCAACAAAAUUUUUGGCAAAAAAUUAUAUGCUGAGAUAAUGAUAAUGUCUCUUAGAAAAUUUCAAUCCCACAUCUAUCAAUCAAAUAAAUGUAACAACAUUAACAUUUCAUCAUUAUGAAAUACAGAGCCUUUUACUGUUAAUAUCACACAUAAUAGUGAAUAAUUUACCCUGGCAAAAAAUUAAAAAAAUCACCAAUGACAAUCUCUUAAAAUCUUUAUGUAUGAUAAUGUGAAGUGACAUUAACAUCUUAAUGAAUAAUAAACACUGCAAAAUGAAUGUAACAACCUUAAAUUUUGCAUUAACAAAUUUACAAUUGGUUGAAAUCUGAUAUUCAUUUACAAAAUUGAUAUGUACAAGUGUCUUAUCAAAAAAAUGGUUGAAUGUGUAUUUUAAUGAUCUUCAUGCUCAAUUUAACCUUAAUGUUAUUGUCAUUGUCUAAUCUUAAGAAAAAGUUGAUGACCAAGAAUGUAAACAAUUUAUACAAUAGUUCUGUAUUGACAAUUACCAUAUUUGAAAAAAAUUUUGUUCUUAACAGCUAAUAAUUGAUUUAUUAGAGAGUUUUAUGCUAGGUUAGCUAACAUGGAAUGUUAAGUAUUUCUCCGCACUGAAGAAAAUGACAAUUGUGAUCUGUUAUCUCUUUGUCUAUCUCUUUCCAUAAAAUUGUUAUUUGUAGUUGUGUAAUGUUCUUCUUGAAACUUGUUUUCUCUGUCUUUGAUUUCAUUUUUGAAUUUUCCAGCCUGUCUAUAGUGUUGAUGAAUAUUUCUUGAAUUGAGUCUAAAAAUGUGUUUUGCCCUGUCUGAUUUUUGUUCUGUAUAUGUUUUAUUAAGAAUUCCUUUGUUAUGUUGUCUUGAUAUGCUAUGUAUUGUAUUCAUGCUAAAAUGUCUUCCUCUUAUCCCUUCUGUUAUUAGAUAAUUAGUGUUAUUGCCUAGUUCUUUUAUAUUGCCAAUAAUUAAUGGACACACUGGAUUAUCCAUUACGACAGCUGUUACAGAUCCUGUGAUCCAUGGACAAUCAACUUUGAUUCUAGCUUUCCUGCAUUCUAUUCUAUUAUUGUUGGUUAAGAUAACUAUGGUUUUUUCAUUUGUGUAGUAGUUGUCAUUUACUAAUUUUCUGUCUACAAUUAUUGUUGUACAACCAGUGUCUCUGAGACAUUUAACUACUUUAUUGUUUAAAAUUGCUGGUGAAAAUUUGAGUGUUCCAUCAGUGUGAUAAAUACUAGCUGAUGUUUCAUGAGGUGUAUUCUGAUUGUGUGCACUAUUUGUUUGAUUGGUGUUGUGUCUCUGGUAAUUACUUGGUUGAUUUCUAUAUUGUUGUCUACUCCUAUUUGUACUGUUGUAUUUAAUUGGACUACUGUUGGGUGAUGUUCUCUGAUAGUAUUGUUGUGAAUGUCCUAAAUCUCUAUGUAAUUUCCUACACUCAUAUUUUUUGUGACCUUGAAUACCACAGUAGAAACAUUUGUUGUUGUUUGAAUAAUUAGUAUAUGGUGUCUGGUAAUUAUUUUGAUAAUUUUUCUGAAAUUUAUUGUUUUGCCAUCUGGCAGGUAGGCUAUGGUAUCUUCUGUUUUGAUAUGUGUUUUGUUUUUGACUGUCCCUAUCACUGGGUGUGUUUCUAAUAGAAGCUAGUGUGCUGUUUCUAUUAUCUAGCUCUUCAUUGGGGUGAGCAUCUUUAAAUGUUGUGAUUGAGUCAACUAACUCACGCUCAUUUUUAAUCUUUCUCUCUUUAAGGAAUGAAAAUAAAGUGACUGAUGCAUUUCUUAGUAUUUUGUCUAUGAUAAACAUAUCUAGUAAUGCCUUUGGAUCAUUUAGGUCAAUUUCAGUUAAUUCAAGCCAUUUGACAAGAUUGUCUCUAAUAUUGAAUAUGGUGGUGUUAGGGUCUAUUUCUCUCUCUAGUCUUAUGUUGUGAAAAUUUUUUCUAUAAAUGUCUUCUGUGUUUCCAUAGAACUUUAACAAAACUUUCUUUAUAUAGUUAUAAUUAUUCUUUUGUUCUUCACUGAGUGAAUUAAUAAUACUUAGGCUUUUCCCUGAUAAUCUGCUCAAUAAAAUAUUAGCCCAAGUCUCUUCUCUAUAAUUGUAAGACUGACAGAUGCUCUCAAAUUGUGACAGAUAACUAAUAAUUUCCUCUUUAUGUUCAUUAAAUUCUCUAAAUUUAGGUUUGUAUGUACUAUUGGUUUCUCUAUUGCUUGUUGUUGGUGUAUGCUGUCCUGAUUCUAUUCUAGCUCUUUCUAGUUUUAGCUCUUCUAUUUCCUUUUGUCCUUUUAAAUUUAGUUCAUCUAUCUCUUUUUGUCCUUUUAAUUUCAUUUCCUGUUCUUUUAAUUUCAUUUCUUCUAUUUGUUUAAGGUCGCUUCUCUCUAACAGUCUAGCUUCUCGUUCUUUGUCUUUGUCUUGUUUUUCCCUAAGUUUGUCCAUUUCUCGAGUUACAAAGUCGGCUAAUUUCUCCUGCUUCAAGCCAAGCUUCUCACCUACUUCUAAUAUUUCCAAGUACUCUGCCAUUUUUUUAUGUGUAAUGUGAGUAACUAAAAUUAUAUUGUUAUGUAUCAGUAUAUCAGUUAUCUCCUUAUUCUUUGGUUAUCAAUUAAAAUAGUUUACGAUCUUUCAUAUAUCUACAUGUUAAUGAAUGUAUACACAAAUGCAAGUUGAAACAUGAAUUAUAAGUUAUAAAUAAGUGUAAGAAAAAUUUAAAAUAAUUAAAUUGUCUACUUCACAACAUAAAUACAGAUAUGUAGACGUUUACAUGAAUACGAAUGAGACAACAAAUACAAAAGUACUGUUUAGUUUAUGGACAACAAGAUAGUAGAAAAUAUGACAGUAGGUUGACAAUAUGUAUAACAAUGACAAGACAAAUAGCACAAAUAUGACAAGAUCUACUAAAAACAACAGUUAUGACAAUGUACAAACUAGACUUCACAGCUAACACAAAAUUAUCCUACAGUGUUAUAAAUAGGGCCAGAAGAAACCUUUACCGUUUUAAUAAAAAAACUUCCCUAGGAAAGAUAACACCGUGGAUGUCCCUACAGUAUACUCUAAAAUUAAACUUAUAUUAUACAGAAAAAGAAAAAAUUUACUUAAUCUAAUUAAGUAUGAUAUAAGUAGAUUUUUAAAGUCUUAAAUUAUAUACAAUACAUAACACAUAAUAAUUAUAUACAUAAAUACCAAGUGAAAGUGUCCAAAAGAAAUCUGUAGUUGGUCACCUCUGCUCCUCUGUGACGCUAUGAUCUCUGUGUAGUCGAUAAUCCUUCUAUGUAGAAAGUGUACUUGGGUAAAUACUCCAAUGCAAAAGUUAUAUAAUCCAAUGAAAAAGUUACAACACAAACUGCUUCAGUAAUCCAAUGCAAGUACCUUGCGUAAUAGAAGUAAUAGUGUAAUAAUCCAAUUGAAAAUAGUGUACUUUCUCUCCGAUUCAGUUGAACUUGUGAGUAAUUAAAGAAUUACUUUACUUGAAAUGCGCACUAGGCUUUGUGCGGCUUGUAUAAAGUGAAGAUUAUGCUGGGGAAAUCUUACUUUCGAUGUCUUGAUACACACAUCUCAUCUGUAAUAACGUCAGACUUCUACUUCUGUUGGUCUUGUAAUAUGUAGGCUUACAGUAAAUCUUUGCUACAGUUGUAAAUAACUUGAAAAUUUUCCUUAUGCUGCUAGUUGCCGUGUACCAGUUGGCUUUGAACUCUGAACUCUUGAGACUGUGACUGACCUCAAUUGUCGGCUAGCUCUGUGUGUAGUGAACUCGUCUCGGACUUGAUUGAUACACGGUCGUAAUGGCGUUCGCUGUAUUCUUCCGCUCGAAUUUUAAAAUAUAUCGUUGUUACUCAAUGUUCUGUAACACAUUUCUGACACUUCUUUACAAUAUUUGUAACGCAUCGUCGUUACACCGCUUCUGACACCAUUUGUAACACACCUACUCUGACAUGGCGUGGGAGCUUAUUUCUUAUGCUGUGGGUUAUGUCAGUAGUAUGGUUACUUAUGUUAUGUUGAUAUUUCAGGAUGCCGACUAAGGCUUCUUCUUUCUUCCACUUAUAAUCCGGGCACGCAAAUAAGAAUACUGAAUCCUGGUUAAACUUACAGUACUUUAUUGAACACACUUUAUAUUGAUAAUAUUAAUAAAUAAUCCUUGCAUGAAUGUAAUUUCAUAUAUAUAUCUAUAGUAUUCCAUCAUUAAGAAAGACACGUCCUCACACUAAACUGUCAACUGUCUAAUCACACAGCUCUCACGCUACUGACUCUACUGCUCUGCACUCAGCUCUCUACUAUAUCAGUCAACUCAUACUUCAUUACCAGCAAAGCGUGGAAAACAACCGCUCUGACAAAAACAUAAUUUUACUCUCCAAAAACGUGGAGUUCACAUUUGCAUCUCAAAAUACAUGGUCAACACAAUUCACUGUUCACUCAUGCUACCUCUCUGUUUUCAUGUGAAAACAUAGUCCGUUACAUUAAUAUUUUUAAUCACUGACACUGAGUUCACUGACAGCAUGCACCAAUGGAAAAAAUCAUUUACUUUGUUACACUUUGUAAUUAUUUAUUGACUAUUGCCAUACUUUCUGUAAUAAUUUGAGAGAGUCAGCUUUAGACUACCCUAGAUUUCUAGAUUCUACUAGAAUCUAGAAAUAGAAGGCUAUAUAGUAUAUUAUUAAACAGUUGUACAAUGAUAAUGAUAGAUUUGGGACAUAACCUUGUUUAGCUUCUUAGCGUAAGUUUAAAGUUUACCUUAGGCUCAAGUUCAUUGUCAAUAUCAUUAAGUUUUAAUACCUGGACCAGUCUGGAUGUAGAUUAGGGCCCACAUCUGAUUUAAAUUUAGAAUUAUUUAAAAUUAUAAGAAUAUUGAUAUUGCUUACAUUUCAGUCAAUAGGCUCAAUAGCUUCAAUUAACUGUAACAUUUUUAAAUUUCUAGUCAAGUAUUUUUAACUCUUAUAUAAAUUUAACAUUAUUGUAUUAAUAAUAAAUGACCUGCUUUACAUCCAAUAUUUGUUAGACUUAGACACAAAGACUUAGACACAAUAGGCACGUUGAUAAAUAAAAUAUGUGCUUUUAUCAUAUAAUUAAGUUCUUUGUCAAGAAGGCCUAUUUGAAUAAUUUUAAUGAGAAAAACUGUAAGAAGUCUGUGAGAUGAUUUAAAAAAUUGUUUAUGUUAUCAGGUGACCUAGCCAGAAGUGUUCACCAUGAAUGCUGAGGUGGACCACAUGGAUGUUGUGAAGGAGGGCUAUUUGUGGAAAAGAGGUAAAAAUGUUUUCAUUUAAUUAAGAUUUAACCACCAAAUUUGGCAUGAAAGGUGUUUAAUAUAUUUAAUUAUCCAAAAUGCACUUAGUAUUUUUGGUAUUGUAUCUCUCAUUAAAAAACUAAAUUUAUGUAGAAGAGACAAGCUCAAUCUUCCUAGGCUAAAGAUUACUUAUAUAACAUAUAAUAAUAUAUAUAAGAAUGAGCUAUGCUGACAUAAUGCUAAAGAACAGAAAAUAUUUAGAUACGUUCUUAUUCUUAAAAACAGUCAUAGUUACAGAGGCGCCAAACACCCUCGCUACGUCUCUGCAUAGUUAUUUUCUAUUAUUUUACGGAAGUCCAAUAAAUAUAAAUGCGCAUAAAAUAACAUAAAUUCGCUUUUAUUUUAGUAAAAGUUUACGUAUUAUUAUUAUAAAUUACAAAUACAUUUAAAGUACCCGGUAACAACUAUAGCAUUUUAUCUGAAUUGAAAAGUUAUGGACACCAAAUUUAAUCGAAAAAUUAUGAUCUAAGAAUUACAUAGUAAUAACAUUUAUCGGGAAAAUUAAAACAUCAGUUGUUUUUAGUGCGUUUCUUAGUGCAUUGUUAAUAUUGGGAAAUAAAAUUAAAAUUAAUUUGUUCUAAAUAAACACACAAAUGACUCAUAGGAGGAAUGUCUAUGCUAGCCAAAACUCUUAAAUUUCUUUGAUUUAAUAACCACACGUUACAAAACUGACAAUGUAUUUCUCCCUUCUUAAAAGUAAAAAUAAUAAAUAUAAUUGAUUGCUUUUUAAAUUGUUAAUAAAACACAAAAAUUUUAGCUUUGUAUUUUUAACAUUUAAUAAGUUUUCCUUUUUUUUUUUAAUUCCAAAAAUAUACCUUUAUUAAAUUUAUAAUGUAAUAAAAAUUUAACCUUUAAAUAUACUUCUAAUAAGAAAAUGCUGUUAAAGUCAAUCAGUGCAGCGAAACUCCAUAGUCUUGGCAUUCACUAAUCUACUUAUAACUCAUCCAAAUAAGAACAAACCAUAUGAAAUGAAAAUUGUUAGUUUUGGUAUGGAAGGGAAUACAUUCCGGUGGAAGAUUUUAUUAAUUUUAUUUAAAUCUGGAAGGGGGGGGGUGGGUGUGGGGUGGGGUUGGUCAUUUCCCCCAGGCAGCACAAGAUACGUCUCAAAAUAUUUGUACAUUUUUUAAAGUAUACCCUUAAAUUUCACAACCUAAUCACACUGGAAAAUUUAAUUUUGAAAAAUUGAGAUGGGUUAAUAUUUUCUUUAAAAAAAAAAUGAAAAUAUAUUUUUGUUUUUGCUUUGCGAAAAGUAAAAUGGGUGUGCUUAUUUUUAUAUUGACAAUUUAAAAAAAAAGACGACAAGAAAAACGGUAGCGUGAUUGUUAUUUAGAUAAAAGAAUUCUUUGUUUCACGAAUUUCUGAUAAAGCAUGAUUUAAAAAAACAAGGCAAAAUUGUGUUUAAAUUUUUGAUGAUUAUAGAAAUAUAUCAAAUUCCUUUAAUAUAAAUAUUUUUAUAUCAUACAUAGAGUUUUUGUUGUAAAUUUAAGAAUAUGUUUUUAAAAAAUUUUUAGAGUAAAAAAGUUGAAAUUCAAGGGCACGAAAAGGGGAAAAUCUAGCGUUAUAUGAACUCAUGUGUUUCAAAAGCAGACUUAACAGCAUAAACUAGGUACAGUGUAAAUUUCUGUAAAUGUUCUCGUCCUCCCCCCCUCCCGUCUAUAUUUUUCUCAACUCUUGUAAUCCAGGAGAACAUAUCAAAAAUUGGAGAAAGCGAUACUUUAUCCUGAGAAAAGAUGGCUCUUUUGAAGGAUUCCGCUCUAAACCAGAGGUCAAUGACUUGCAAGAUCCACUCAAUAAGUUUUCUGUUAAAGGUAAUAAACAGUAUUUAAUCUAUCUGUAAGCAAAAGAUUUAUUGAUGGAGUGUUUCAGUUUUUGUUUUGUAGCAUCCAUUUAUCAAGGGUCUGGAAGACCGACCUCAUUCACAUUUUAUUACGUCACAAACCCAAAAAAACUUACCUUUCCUUUAUUUUCAUUCUCCCAAUCAUCACUUAUUAUCCAGGAAUCAUAUAAACUUGUUAUCCAAGAAUCAUAUAAAUUCCACCAAAAUUCAAUGUAAUCAUUUUCAUAUCAAUGUGAAACUUGUUCUCCAAGAAUUGUAUAAAUUCCACAAAAAUUCAAGGUAAUCAUUUUCAUGUCCAAUUUAUCUCCAGACUGCAUGUUAAUGAAGGUGGACAGACCCAGGCCUCACACAUUCAUAAUCAGGUGCUGGCAAUGGGCAACAGAGGUGGAGAGGAUGUUCUGUGUCGAGUCUGUUGGGGAAAGGUAUGCUUAUUUUACAUAGAAUUGAAUUAAUUUUUUUGGGGAUAAAAUUGAAAGUGGAGAAAUACAAAUAGUAUGGUAGCUAUAAUUAUUAAAGUGAUUUUUUUAAUUUUAAAAAUUAACUUCAAUUUUUAAUUCUAUGCUUGUGUUGGAUGUAAAUAUAUGCAGUUUUUUCUCAUAGGUUAUUUAGCAUCUCAAUUUAGAAGACUUCUAUUUAAGCAUUUGGAUUUACCAAUAAAUCUUUUUUACUGGCAUUUGUAAAUUUUAUUUUGAUUUGUGUAGACUGGAUGUUGUUGUUGUUGUUCGUCCGUCGAAGUCGACAAGGACCAUCGAAUCAUCCGGUUAGGGGCGGGCGGGGGGAGUUGGGAUUACAGUGAGCUCUUAGGUGGCUUGUUAGACCGAUCCUUGCUCGGAAAAAUCUAUGACACCGUGAGCAUGGAAUAGUUGCUUCAGGCGAUGACCUAAUGUUGCUCUUUCGGACAAGCCUGCGUGUCUCAGCUGUGGUUAUUCUCUUAGCUUCAUGGGAUUUAGCCCCCUUCUUGACAGCAGCUCUCCAUCUGGCUCUGUCCUGGGCUGUCUGCACGAGGACCUCGGUGUCGGGGACUUUGUCUUGCCACCUGAUGUCGAGGAGUUUCCUGAGGCAGGUAGUGUGAAAAUGAUUCAGUUUCUUGGCGUGACGCUGGUAGACAGUCCACGUUUCACAUCCAUAGAGCAGUGUCGGUAGGACUGCUGCGCUAUAGACCUUGAGCUUUGUUUCUCGACUGAUACCUCUCCUGUCCCAAACAGUGCUGCGGAGCCUGCCAAAUAGGGCACUAGCUUUUGCGAGUCUGCCAUUCAUUUCAUCAUCCAUGAUGACAGAUCUAGAGAGGGUGCUGCCCAAGUAAGUAAAUUUAUCCACCGGGUUGAGACGCUGUCCACUGAUGAUGAUGUUGGGUUCAACGUAGGGCUUACUGGGAGCUGGCUGAUACAUCACCUCAGUCUUCCUUGUGUUGAUUGUGAGGCCAAAGUUAUUGCACGCCUCUGAGAAGAUAUCAACGCUGUGUUGCAUGACGGCUUCUGAUGGAGCAUUAAGGGCACAAUCGUCUGCAAACAGAAGCUCGUUGAUAGGGGUAUGUUUGACCUUGGUUUUAGCUUGAAGCCUCCUAAGGUUAAAUACUGAUCCAUCAGUACGAAACCGGAUAGGCAAGCCCAUGGUGGAGUCCUUGAACGCAUCAGACAGCAUUGCGGAAUACAUAAUACUGAAGAGUGUGGGAGCAAGAACACAACCCUGUUUUACACCGUUUGUGACGGGGAAUGCUGGAGAUGAUUGACCGUUGUCCUGUACUCGGGCCAUCAUACCAUCAUGCAGCUGACGGAUGAUGUUUGUGAACUUGUCUGGGCAUCCGUAUUUCUUCAUGAUUUUCCACAACGAGGACCUCGGUGUCGGGGACUUUGUCUUGCCACCUGAUGUCGAGGAGUUUCCUGAGGCAGGUAGUGUGAAAAUGAUUCAGUUUCUUGGCGUGACGCUGGUAGACAGUCCACGUUUCACAUCCAUAAAGCAGUGUCGGGAGGACUUCUGCGCUAUAGACCUUGAGCUUUGUUUCACGACUGAUACCUCUCCUGUCCCAAACAGUGCUGCGGAGCCUGCCAAAUUCAUUUCAUCAUCCAUGACGACAGAUCUAGAGAGAGUGCUGCCCAAGUAAGUAAAUUUAUCCACCGGGUUGAGACGCUGUCCACUGAUGAUGAUGUUGGGUUCAACGUAGGGCUUACUGGGAGCUGGCUGAUACAUCACCUCAGUCUUCCUUGUGUUGAUUGUGAGGCCAAAGUUAUUGCACGCCUCUGAGAAGAUAUCAACGCUGUGUUGCAUGACGGCUUCUGAUGGAGCAUUAAGGGCACAAUCGUCUGCAAACAGAAGCUCGUUGAUAGGGGUAUGUUUGACCUUGGUUUUAGCUUGAAGCCUCCUAAGGUUAAAUACUGAUCCAUCAGUACGAAACCGGAUAGGCAAGCCCAUGGUGGAGUCCUUGAACGCAUCAGACAGCAUUGCGGAAUACAUAAUACUGAAGAGUGUGGGAGCAAGAACACAACCCUGUUUUACACCGUUUGUGACGGGGAAUGCUGGAGAUGAUUGACCGUUGUCCUGUACUCGGGCCAUCAUACCAUCAUGCAGCUGACGGAUGAUGUUUGUGAACUUGUCUGGGCAUCCGUAUUUCUUCAUGAUUUUCCACAAGCCAGCUCUAUUGACCCUGUCAAAGGCCUUAUUCAAGUCGAUAAAUGUAGUAUAUAGGUCUGUAUUUUGUUCCUGGCAUUUCUCUUGAAGCUGUCUAGCAGCAAACACCAUAUCGAUGGUUCCGCGUUUUUUCCGGAAACCGCAUUGACUUUCGGGUAGGAGACCUAGCUCCAGAUGUAGAUAAGUGCUCUCUCUCCAAAAUGUUUGGGUCCAACUUUAUGAAGCAAGAGUGUGCACCCAAAUAAACUAUAAAUAAAUGAACUGUUUAAAACAUUAGCGUUUUUUUAAAACAUGAACUGGACAUUAACUAAAGUAGACAUUAUGGGAUUAAAAACAUGAACUGGACAUUAACUAAAGUAGACAUUAUGGGAUUAAAAACAUGAACUGGACAUUAACUAAAGUAGACAUUAUGGGAUUAAAAACAUGAACUGGACAUUAACUAAAGUAGACAUUAUGGGAUUAAAAACAUGAACUGGACAUUAACUAAAGUAGACAUGAUGGGAUUAAAAACAUGAACUGGACAUUAACUAAAGUAGACAUUAUGGGAUUAAAAACAUGAACUGGACAUUAACUAAAGUAGACAUUAUGGGAUUAAAAACAAGACAAUAGAUUAAAAUAAAAAAUAAAUGAGAAAAAAUUGAUAGUUUUUAAAGAAUUUAUUAUAUUAUUACUCAUUCGAAAGUUUAUUGAACACAUUUUUAAGAUGACUGAUCUCUGUGCAUUAAAUGUCUUUCAGGGAUGAAUGGAUUCAAGCUAUUGGAUCUGUGUCAGAUACACUCAAAGUAACAGAAGAAACCCCUGCAGCAAACAUUCUGGAACAUAAAAAGAAAGUGGUAAGUUCUAUAACUCUUUGAAUACGGUAGUUCGUUUGCCAUUGUCAUUUGAUUGUAAUUAGAGUCUAUUAAAAUUUGUCCCCUUCAUAUUUACUUUAUUUUAAUUUGACGUCACUCUGUUCUGUCCUCACAUAUUUCUGCACAUCAUGAGUGUAACCAUAUAAUUUAAAUCUGCAGUCUCUGGAUGACUUUGAUUUCCUUAAAGUGCUCGGAAAAGGAACAUUUGGGAAGGUGAUUAUGUGUAAAGAGAAGGCAACCAACCAGUUGUAUGCCAUUAAAAUUUUGAAAAAAGCUGUCAUCAUCGCCAAAGUAUGUAUGCUUAUUUUAACUUUCAAUUUUUUACAACUUUUUAACUGGAUUAUAUUUUUAAAAUGUAAUAAAAUAAAUCACUAGUAUUUUAGAGUUGUGAUGCUUAUUACUUUAUCAAGUUAACAUUAUUUUCUCUCAUUUUAAAGCAGAGAAUUUUAUUUGAAUCCUCUGUCAUUUGUUAUAAUUUAAAAAGUCAGAUUUUUAAAAUUGUUAAGCGUACCACUUUUGUGCUUUACGCAUUUAUCCUGAGAACUCUUUCCCAGUCAUAGUUGUAAAUAAGUUUGGACAUUUUUCUAGUUUGAUUAAGAUAGAUCUAUCAUCUGUCAAAUAAAUUGUUUAGGGUAGAUCUAUAAUCUAUCAAAUAAAUCUUUGAUAUUUAAUUUGGUUGCUUUGAAAUAGUAAGUUCCUUUUUUUGUCCUUGCUGAAACCAACAGGAUGAAGUUGCUCACACGCUUACAGAAAACAGAGUUCUUCAGACAACAAAUCACCCAUUUCUCACAGUGAGUCCAGCUGCAUUCUGUGUUGUUAUCUACCAGCGUGUUAAUCUCUUAAACAUAAACACAAGUAAUCAAAGUCUUCUGUUAAAUCUUAUUGCUUUUUGAAAAUUUAAAAGGCUCUUUUAUAGAUAUGGGUAGAAUAUUUAAUUAGUACUUCAACUGUAAGAUCUGCAUUUUCUCUCGGCAGCAACUCAAAUAUUCAUUCCAAACGGCAGACAGACUUUGCUUCGUCAUGGAGUAUGUGAAUGGUGGAGAGCUGUUUUUUCAUCUGUCUAGAGAAAGGGUAUUUUCAGAGGAAAGAACAAAAUUUUAUGGGGCAGAAAUUGUCUCUGCCCUUGGCUAUCUUCAUGAAAAUAAUAUUGUGUACAGAGAUUUAAAGGUACACCAUCUUGAUUAUUAUUGUAGGGACAAAUCUAAAUUGUUAAAUAGAUCUCAGUUGUUAUUUAGAAAAAUUGGUGCUGAUUUUCUUUCUUCAGUGACCCCCGAAAGCAGUUUUUAAUUGCCAUUGAUGUGAUUAUUUUUUUUUUUUAAUUGAAAGAUAAUUUUGACUAUAUUAUAAUUAUUUCUGAAAAACUAUUUGUGACAUUGUCAUAUUUUGCUUUUUAUCAGUGAUUAAAAAAAAAAAGGUAUUAUUGAGGAAUAAUUUGUGUCUUGCUUUAUCUAUACAUAAAUACUGUCAAUAAUCUAUGUUUUGGUUCACAGCUUGAAAAUUUGUUGCUCGAUAAAGAUGGCCAUAUCAAAAUAGCUGACUUUGGUCUGUGUAAGGAAGAGAUGUUUUUUGGUGCAAGCACAAACACCUUUUGUGGUACACCAGAAUACCUGGCACCUGAGGUGUGUUUUUAAAAAAAAAAUAGUUAACGUGCCCAUUUUGAGACCAACUUGGCACACCGACUUCUUUAGCUCUACACUUUUAAAUAACCAGACGGAAAGACGACUAUUUUUUAGUGUACUUUAACUAACGGGUAAAAAGUAAGUGUAAGCUUUACGAAGAUAAGACCAUUAAAAACUUGAUUUUGAAAUCUUUGCGAAAUGCCAUGAAAUAUUCAAAUGUCGAUUUAAAUUUGUUAAAAUGUGUUUUCAAACACGCUGUUAAGUUAUUAACCACUUGUAUCUUGAAACCAGGUGUUGGAGGACAAUGACUACGGUAGGGCAGUUGACUGGUGGGGUACAGGUGUCGUCAUGUAUGAGAUGAUGUGUGGUCGACUACCUUUCUACAACAAAGACCAUGAUGUUCUCUUUGAGCUCAUUCUACUGCAGCAUGUCAAGUUCCCCAGGAAUCUCUCAGAGGAGGCCAAAACAUUGCUCAGUGGUUUGUUGGCGAAAAAGCCAAAGCAAAGGUGAGAUGCUAACUAUAACACUUACCUGGAGUAUCUGGCAUAAAUAAUGUGGGCGAAUCAAUAUCUUAGUUUUUAGAAGCUAUUCAAAGCGGAUCAAUAUUUUUUCUAUUUAAAAUAAUAGCCUAUUUUUCAAAAUCUUUGAAAGCAGACAUCUAGUAUAAAUGUUUAAAUCGGCCCUCAAUGUUAAAUUCUACCUGAAGUGGACAUAUUUAGUAUUUCUGCUUGAAGCCCUUCAAAUCCACGAUUCAUCCUUUCACCACUUUAUCCUAGCUUUAGAAUGUUGAAAUAAGUUUUCCAUUGAUAAUGGAAGCUAAAAUAAUGUUGUUUAGGAAGAGCAGUUUACAUGCGUAUAAAUGAAAUGAUAAUAAGAAAUUGCAUUUCUUUAAUGAGUCGCGUACGCACACACAUGGCUAUUACAAUAUGAGAAUGCCCAAAGUCCAAUCUCAUAAACAUAAAAUCUGUUUGUUCAGGCUUGGUGGUGGUGAAGCAGAUGUGGCAGAAAUAAAGAGUCAUCCUUUCUUUGCCUCCAUCAACUGGGAAGAUUUAGUUGCCAAAAAGGUGAAUAUAAUCUAUUUCUUUAAUCAUUACAGUUUAUGCUUUAUGCUCAGUUGUCUCCCCAUUAAGCACAGGUUUUUUUCUUUAAAAAAAAAAAAAAUAUAUGUUUUUUUUUGCCUCUAUUUGCGUCAUCCUUAUUUGAUUCCAUAAUUUUGUUUCCAUUAUUGGUGCAGUUUUUUUAAUCAGCUUUUAGAGUUUGAAUUUUUGUCUCCAUUCCUAUCUUUGUCUUUUCAAGUAAUUUCAACUGUCCAAUUUAUUAAAUCUAAGGUAUACACUUGCAAAUCUUGAUAAGUUUCAUAUGCAGAUUUUUGCUCAUAAUAAAAAAAAAAGGGUAGUAAAAAAAAUGGGUACAAGGGAAAGUAUCACAUCUAAGACACUUGAUGUUUUAGCACUAAAACUACACAAUAAAAACACCUGUGGACCCAACUUAAUGAGUUGGAACUUGAAUUUUUAUACAGAAUGAUCUUUUUUUCCUUUGCUUGAUCAUUUUUUAAAUAAAUUUCAUCUAAGUAUUUUUGAAACUCUCUGGUAGCAUAAUUAAUCAUUACCUUAACAAAUAUUUUGUUAUACAUUUUAAACAUUAAAAAAAUUUAGAUUCUACUUUUUGGGCUUAAUUUAAAUUAAAUUUGGAAAAAGAACAAAUUAAAAGUGCUCUGAAUUUCUUAUCAAAUCUGUGGAUGAAGAGCAUUUUAGUUAUAUUUAAUCUACGAUCGGAGCACUAUUUUUAUUUAUUUGCUAGAUCACAAUAAAUAACCUGUCACAACAGUUGUUUUUAUACUGUAAAUAACGGUACCAAUAAGUUCAAAUAACUAUUUAAGUUUGGAAAAAGUAGGUACCUCAGUUCAAAUUUUUAUCCAAAAGUUAAAAUAUUUUAUUGAGGGCGGAUAUCAAAUUUUUAUCCAGAAUUUAAAAUAUUUUAUCGAGGGCGGAUAAUGCUGAAAAACACUACUAUAAUUGAAUUAGCUUUUUCAGAUACAAGUGUGCAUUACUGUGAUAAGGAUUAACAUAUAAAAUGUUCUGAACUUUUAAUCUAACAUAAAGCAGCAACUCUUUAUCAGUUAUUAACAAACAUUCCUAGAAAAUCUACAUACAUUCCUAGAAAAUCUACAAAAACAUUUCUAGAAAAUCUUUUCUAAAACAUGUCAACAAGUUCUUUUAUAUAUUAAAAUGAACUGCUGCCGCCUUAUUAAAUCUAUAUUGAUCGUCAGUGUAAAUUUAUCACUGUAGCGUUUCAGUAACUAAACACUUUUUUUGUUCAAGAGGAUAAUUUUCACAACGCAAAAGUUAAUCUUUUUUUUUUAUGUGUGUCAAGCAAAAUAUUUUAUGUCAAGUUAUGUCUUUAAUGCUGACACUAGAAGUGCUUUAAGGAGGGCUUGAUUAAUGGAAGUUGUUUUAGUUGUUUGUUAGACAUGUUAAGUUUUGACAUUUUUGUUUAACACUGUCACUAGUAGUCAUAAUGAGUUCACUUAAAAUACCUUAGUACAUCAGAAAAAAGGAAACUUUAUAUUGAAUGUCUUUGAUAGUGUCCAUAUAAGUAGAUUUAUUUAAAUAUUUUGUUGUGUAAACUAGUACCUCAUUUUGAAAUUAUACAUCAAGAUCUCUGGUAACAUGUCCUAGUAAGUAGAUCCUGGUAUCAUUAAAGGGCAGAAUGGAAAGGAUAAGGCACCUCGACGUCCCCUGGCCAUUGGCACUUUGAAGCUAGAAAAUAUCUGUUAGAGAAAUAGUUGACAUUCAAGUAAGAUGUUAGUCAUGGCCUUAGGGAACAUGGACAUUUAAUGAGGACUUGAAUCAAUAGAAUAAUUCUUCUAUGUUGUUUAAAUGAAUGUUUAUUGAAGCAAUUUUAAUUUUACUUGCUCCAUAAGGCUUGAAAUCUUUUCUGUAUUAAAUCAAGGAUUUAAAUUUAAUUUGUUGAUGAGAUAUCUAUUGGGCCGUUUUUUUUUAGUAGUGAAGGAAAGUGAGUCAAAAAGCUACUUUAACUUGGGAGUAGUCUGACAUAAGGGAAAUUUGAGUAAAAAAGCUACUUUAACUUGGGAGUAGUCUGACAUAAGGGCAAUUUGAGUAAAUAAGCUACUUUAACUUGGGAGUAGUCAGACAUAAGGGAAAUUUGAGUAAAUAAGCUACUUUAACGUGGAUGUUAGUCUGAUCUAGGGUAUAAUUCCUCCAAAGGUUGGUCCCUGCCAAUGAUUUCUGUGCAUUUAUCUGUCCCAGCAUUGGUUGUAGAGGCAUUUCACUCUUUCUCAUUUAUUUAUGCUAUUGAAAGUCAGAGGCAGAGGUGUCAAGUCAAAUGACUUGUUAAGUAACCACAGUGUAGGUCAGCUAUCACUUGAUCACUCAAAUGUCUACUUUUAUGUUUGCAAUAUUUCUGCAAGUAUUUUGUCAUUCAUAAGAUCACAAACUGCACUAACCCAGUCCCUGCGAUUUUUUAAGCCAUUUUGCUAAAGGAAUUUUAAAUUAUUUUUUUAUGCAGCUUAUUUUGUUUUAUAUAAAAAAAAAAACGACUACAACCUUACAUUACAUUACAUUACAUUAAAGUGUUUUAAAGCUUCAAACCAUUUUCUGCCUCUAACCCUUCCAAAACAUGAAUUUGUUUAUUUCCCAUUUACAACCCCAUUAGUUAGAGAAUUUUAAUUUGUUACAUUUUAUGAUUUUUAACAACAGAAAACCGUCAAUGCAUUUUAUAGUAAAACUAGUUAUAGUUUUAACCAAACAAUGGCGUAUGCAAUGCCGGAACUUCCCAUCUGCUCAUAUUACUUGACAAAACGUGCAUUUAAGUGCACUUUAUAAGAAUCCCAAUUAGUGUUAUUGACAUUUAAUGAACGCUGUAUUUUCUUUAAGUUUAAUGUCAUCAUGAGCUAGUUAAAUAAAAAUUCUUAGUUGAAGAUACCAUAAGUGAGAUUGUUUAUUUUGUACAUUACAUGGCCUUUUAAAUAAUCCUUAUAAAUAAAUAUUUGACAUAAUAUUAUUUCACAUCAAUCAGCAUCUCUCAUUUUUUUCUUCAAUUUUUCAUGUGCUCCAACAUUUACACUAAUACAAGUACUUCAUUGUUAUUCCCCUUUUAUAAGGGUCUCAUCUUUGUUUUAUAAACAUUUUUACCUUUUAUGUAGAAAUAACUUAAAGGGAAGAAUUGCACUUUUUUUACAUUUAGUAUUUUUUUUAUAGGUUUAAAAAACCUUUACUUUAAGACUAUAAUGAUACGGCUAAUAUUAUAUAGAAAUUCAUAUAUGAGUAUAUCAUUUAUCCAGACUUAAUUUUUGUUGGACUCUGGUUGAUUUCUCUGGACUCAAGUAUUUUAUGAGCCAACCAAAGUACAUUUUUAAAGGGAAGUAACCCAACUAUGUACAUUUGCAAGGGAAGGAAGCUUCAUCAAGAAAUGAAUUUAUGUCUGCUCAAAGACAAAAUUUUGAGUUUGGGGAUCAAAGCUUUAAAAAUAUUGUUACCGUUAUUUAUUCCAUAUAGAAUGUCAUUUAAAAUCUGUACUUGUUAUUCUGCCUACUUCAUCGCGUCAUAGUUAUUCUGACUCUAUUAUGAUAGAUGUCGGUACAGUGUUUCAAAAACUUAAAUUUUAACCAAUUUAAUGGAAAUUUUAAAAUAAUAUUUAUUUGCAAUUAAAAUUUAAAACCUCCAAAGUUCCAAACUCUAAAGCAGUGUUUCCCAACAUGGGGGCCGCGACGCCCCACAAAGGGUUGGUGUGGGGGGGGGGGGCAAUUUGAUUGUUUAGGGGGGCUGUUAAAAAACGGGCGGUCUAGAAUUUGAAAACCAGCAAUUUUGAUGGGCAUUGGUUGGCCAAACAUAGUUUCAAACAAGUGUUUCCCAACAUGGGGGCCGCGACGCCCCACAAAGGGUUGGUGUGGGGGGGGGGGGCAAUUUGAUUGUUUAGGGGGGCUGUUAAAAAACGAGCUGUCUAGAAUUUGAAAACCAACCAUCUUGAUGCGCAUUGGUUGGCCAAACAUAGUUUCAAACAUUAAUGGAAAAAGAAAAACCUAAAAGUCUCUAUUUACUGCUCAUACUGCAACUGUUUACUGCUCAUACUGCAACUGUUUACUACUCAUACUGCAACUGUCAAUCGUUCGCUUGAGGUUACUUAUGAAAUUUUUUUACUAAUAGUUAAACCUGGGAAAAAUCAUAAUAUAGGAAUUUAAUCAAACCAUCAAUAUCAGCAUUUCUUAAAACUGUUCUGGAGAAAGAUGACAAAGACGUGAAAGCUAAGUCACUCUGUAACAAUACUGUUAGCAAAAAUGAAAAGAUGAAAUGAGUGAAGAAAAACAACUUGUUGAAAAGCUGAAAACAAGAAAUUGCCAUUGCAAAGGGAUGAAAGAGACAGUGAGGCCGUACCGAUAACUUAAGAUCUAUUGAUAAAGGAAAUUGAGCUAAAGAAAUGUCAUUCUGUAAACCAUUAGAAAGCACCACUACUGCCACAGAUAUAUAUGAGCUAAAAAGUUACUUAGAUGUCAAUAAUAUACCAAUCAAUAAUAAAAUAUAAUAUCUUGUGCUGCCGAUGCUGCUCCUAAUAUGAUAGGCAAAAAAAUGGCUGCUUUAAAAUGAUAAAAAUAAUGAAUAAUAAAUGAAAUGAUAAAUAAUAAAAUAUUCGAGAAAAUCUUUCAUUUUUCACAUGAAUUAAAUUUCUCCAUUUUAUGUUUUAAAAAUGUACUAUUCAUUCAUAAUCCUUUUUUCUUCUUCCUAAAACCCGUCAUUUAGUUUUCAUUUAGUGAGAUUCUAUUCAAUGUUUGAAUAUAAAAAUUAUGUGUGUGUAUAUAUAUAUAUAUAUAUAUAAAACAUAAGGGGGCAUAUAGGAUUUUAGAAAGGCUUAGGUGGGGCAUGGCACAAAAAGGGUUGGGAAACACUGCUCUAAAGUAUGAAUCAUUACACAGAAAUGUGUGUGCUGCCAUAUAUUGGAUCUUAUUAAAAUAAGUACUUCUUCUUGAGUAGUUUCAGAAUAAGCACCCUAUAUAGUUUUUGUGGGUAUAAUUUAUGAACUUAUUUAAGACCAAAUUCCAAUGGAUAUUGAAAAAAUGAUCUAUGAUAAUUAGGAGAUAAUGACAUAAUUUUUGUUCGGUUUUGUUAAUAUAUUACCACUGUUAGCUCCACUUAUCAGUUUUUGUGCAUCAUGCUACAUGCAUUGUCAAAGAUGAGGCCCCUGUUAAUUCAGCUAUUACACUAAUUUUAAUCAGUCUUUAAUUUCACUCUCUUUCACCGACCCAUUCAUUUUUGUCAUCUUUUUUUUUCAAACUUGUCAUUCUUCUUCAAUCAUUUGGGAACAUUUUUUUUAAUUACACCUGACCGACCACCAGAUAACCCCACCCUUCAAGCCACAAGUGACAUCAGAAACAGAUACCCGCUACUUUGAUGAAGUGUUUACGGGGGAGGCCGUGAACGUCACCCCACCCGUGGGCAUGUCACACCACCAUGCUUUGGUUCCCAUUGCCGAAGACAUGGAGACGCUGCCCUAUUUUGAGCAGUUUUCCUACCACGGCAGUCGAGGCAGCCUGGCCAGCAAUCGUAUGAGCUUUGAAACCACCUGGAACCUCUGAGGUGCCCCGUCGGCUUCGAAGGCCGACCGUCCUUAGACGGCAGACCCGUGAAAUAUGAAGGACCAACUUUAAUCAUUGGACUCAGUAUGUCAGUUUAGGGAGAGCAUUCAUUGCUAACUGAAGACAGAGAAUGACUAUUUAUGAUGGCAUGGGACUUUUUUAAGACUGAUGUCUUGAUUCUUACUCAAGUGAAAAAUCUCUUGCUUGACCUACUGACAGCCAUGAUCUACCUCUGUACGGAUUGCUAAAAAAUUUUGCCUUCCCUUAUGCCUUGGAUUGGUCAAUUUAGGCAUCUAUUUAGUUACCUCUUUUAUACAUAGUCAUUAUGAAUAUUUUGGAAAGUCUGGGACUGAAUCAUAUGAACAUAUGUUCAUGUUAUAUGUUCAUGUUAAUGCAACAAAUAUUCAAAUAUGGGUCUGAUCCUUCAAUAGUCAUAUUUUUUAGCUAUUUGUCGGAAACAGAUUAGGAAUUUAAGAUUUCAAAAAAUGUUUUUAGCGAAAAGGAAAAUUUUGUCAGUUCUUGAAAGUUAUGACAGAAAACCAGAGGUUGGUUGUUGUUAAAAUAGAGUGAUGUGGCUCAAUGUAUAAUUGGUUAGAGAUCAAGACUUGGGAUAAUGAGGUAUGGAAAGAAAUUAUAUUGGUUCAUUUUGAAUUUGGACUUAAAAGAAUGGUUUGAAUGUCUAAUAGUUAAUGGUAAUCUUUGUUAAUUUAAAAAAAAAAGAAGACACUUUUGUGAUGUGCAGACAUAUUUUUAUUCCAGAUUUAAAUAUGCCUUAAUUGUUAGUUUGUAUGCCAGUUUGAUAUUGCUUCUACCAAAAGCAUCGCAAUUGUGGACUUCCAAACCAGGGCUGGGGAGUCAGGAUAAAUUGUGGGUCUAUAAAGUGUAUUAUAAACAUUACAGAUGUAGGUGGUGAUAUUUCCACCACAGCCUGACAUCACUAAACAUAGCCUUAAGAAAUUAGUCAAUUGAAUCUGAACAUUUGUUCAGUCAGGAUUCUUAUUCCUUCAAUGACUCCUCAGCCCUAAUUUCAUCUUAGUAUUCCUUGAACUUGACAUGGCUGACCAGCACAAGCUUUUUACAUGACAUUUUGACAUGGCUGACCAGCACAAGCUUUUUACAUGACCGUAAGAGGUAUGGGGGAAUAAGCAUUUACUUUUAUAGGCAGUUGGAAAUUCAAGAAGAAAGUGAGAGUUAUGCUUAUCAUUUCAUACUGAUGUUAGUUAUGCUUAUCAUUUCAUACUGAUGUUAGUUAUGCUUAUCAUUUCAUACUGAUGUUAGUUAUGCUUAUCAUUUCAUACUGAUGUUAGUUAUGCUUAUCAUUUCAUACUGAUGUGAGAGAGCAUAAGAACUGAGGAAUUUUGAGAGUUCUUAAAGAAUUGGAGUGUAUUUGUGUGUCUCUCUUCCCAUCCUAAAAUAACCCUCCCAUUCAAAUGAACCGCUGGUAGUCUGCUUUAGGGAGGGAAACAUUAAGGCUAUAAAUAGUCAUAUUCAGGGGACAGAAUCUUGUUUUGAUAUGUGCUCUGAACAUUCAGGAGAUGUUGCUUUCUUGACUUAGCUUUCCUUGUUUUCCAAGCAUUAUGAGGUGAAAGGUACAUCAGUCUGAAAGUGAAAUAGGUCAACCUCAUAAGAUGAUAGUCCCUCAGAAGAAUGUAGAAAUCACUGUACUCUCUAAACUAUCCAUUCUAUGCUUGUUUCAUCACUCAGCACCAAAGAAGUUGAAUACAAAAAAAUGUUAAAACCAUAAUAUUAUUAUGAACCUGUGGUUAGCUUGAGGACAUUGUAACAUGUUAAAACCAGUGGGGUGAAUGCAUUAUAUUCUGAACCUAUGGUUAGCUUGAGGACAUUGUAACAUUUUAAAGGCUGGCAGCUGAGCUUUAAAAUAAUUUUAGUGUUGAGUGGUGUUUGUUGACUAUGAGCAUUGACUCAAAAAUUGUUUAAUCUUUAAAUUGUAGUCUACUCUGGAAGUUUUGAGCUAAAUUACAGAAGACUAUAAACAAUUAUUGGUUUGCAAUUAUUUUUCAAGUUUUCUUUGAUUUAUAUGAAUGUUUUCUGGAAAUUACAUUUUUAAGUUGAUGGAAAAUAAGUUUAAAAAAAAUCAUAAAUACAUUUUUUUUUUUCAUGAACAAUGGGGUAUAAUUUUUAUAUUUUAAAUUAUUUAAAUAGUUUUUUCAUUUCCAUUCAUUUGAUUUUAAUGAUUAAAAAAGACUUAGAUAAGCUAUUUUCAUAGUGGAGAUAUUGAGCUUCAAAUUUAAAUUAAAGGAAAGCUCAUCCAGUCAGUUAAGUUUGUUUUAGACUAACUUGUGUUUUAAAGUUGAUAUAAGAUCUCCUUUGACAGUGUUCAUUCAAUUUAUAACAUGUUUUUAAAUGAGCAUGUAAUACAAACAUUUUGGGUGCAUGUUGAUUUUAUUAGUCACUUGAUCAUAGUCUUGUAUCACGUAAUGACAGUCUUGUAUCACUUAGUCUUGUAUCACAAUGCUUUUCCACUCAAAAAGUUUUCCAUGUCAGUGUUCAGCUUGAGUUGAUAUCUGUGUAGAGAGUGUAGGCUGCUACAGUAAAUGUAGUGCUUGUAGAGAGUGUAGGCUGCUACAGUAAAUGUAGUGCUUGGAGAGAGUGUAGGCUGCUACAGUAACUGUAGUGCUUGGAGAGAGUGUAGGCUGCUACAGUAAAUGUAGUGCUUGUAGAGAGUGUAGGCUGCUACAGUAAAUGUAGUGCUUGGAGAGAGUGUAGGCUGCUACAGUAACUGUAGUGCUUGGAGAGAGUGUAGGCUGCUACAGUAAAUGUAGUGCUUGUAGUGAGUGUAGGCUGCUACAGUAAAUGUAGGGCUUUAGUCAUUUUAGUUGAGUUUUGUUAUAUACAUUGCUAAAUUCUUGUUUUGUCAAGCUUGGUAAAAAUCUCAGAAUUACUUAUCAUUUUGAUUGCUUUAUUUAGGAUAAGAUUUUAACUGGCGUAACUUAUCAUUUCAUCUAGGGGUUCUCAAAGCACCUCAAAUGCCUAUCGAGGGCCACACCACAUUAUCUCAUACUAUUUGUCCCUUUGUGGGUCACAGUAUAAAGGUUGCAGGCAGCGCGAGACUCGACACUAUCUUGUUUAUAUAUACCAUACUGUAUAAUUUACCUUUGUUAACAUUGCGCUUUUACUAAUUGUGUUCAGAAUAAAAAAUAACUCCUGGCAUUUACUGAGCUCAUUUGGAGACAUCCCCUCACAGACAUGACCUUACUGGCCCGGCUUAGUAGUCUAGACAUUUGUGUUCAACUACCUCAUUUCACAACACAUAUUGAUCAAUAUUACAAAUCACUAAUAUCAAAAGUUUACCCCUGGAUUUAGGUUCAGAUCUUGAGAUCACAUUCAUUACAUAUCUUGCUGACAGAAGUCAUGGGAAGUGGGUGGGUCAGGAACACUCAUUGCUGUAUGUUUGAUACUUUUGACGCAUCUAUCAUUUCGAACUGUUACUUUAUAGAGGUAAGGAAAAGGGGAAAUUAUUUUUGUUUUACAAAUGAAGACAAAAAUGCAGUAUGAUGAAAAGAAGCUGUUUUCUUUCAGAUGAAAUAGACACAACUCAUGCAUAACAAUAGAAGAAAUUAAAUACAGGCAAACACAACUAAUGCAUAAGAAUAGAAAAAAUUAAAUACAGACAGACACAACUAAUGCACAACAAUAGAAGAAAUUAAAUACAGACAGGCACAACUAAUGCCUAACAACAGAAGGAAAUCUGAUUUGGCAUGUACAGUGCCUUUCAAAGUAUAAUUUAAUAUCUGUUAAAACUUAUUGAUAUCUUUUAAUCACUGAUAAAAUAAAUAUUUUAAGGACUGAUUUUUAAAGCAUUCAAAUUCAAAUAUUCAUGCAAUCUGUCAAAAUAUUAAUUCAUUACAUUUUUUUUUCUGUGGCAUUGUAUUUUAUUUUCCUGUUGAAUAAUCCAAUGUGAUUAGAGAUGACUGCAUGGUGGUGGGAGGACGUGUUAGUUCCUCCAAUCUGACUGUUGUUGGCGUGCAAGAUGAUAAUUUAAGGACAGAGGUGAGCGUCCUGAGAGAAACAUUUCUAUAAAUAUGUAAAAAGGAUCUUAUUGAUUUUUAUUCAUCUAUGGGCUCAAGUAAUAUUGGUGUCAAGUGUACACAAGAAUUGUGAGAUGAGCAGUAAAUGUACACUUGUUAACAUGUCUCUUAGCCGAUGCUUGGCGUCAUUUGAAGACUUGGGCAAUGAACUUGCCACUAUUUGCUUUGUUAUUAGAACUGAUGCGUGGUUUUUAUUGUAUCUGUGAUUGAUUUUAUGGCUGGAGCCUCUACACUGUACAGUUUUUGGUCUGACUUACUUUAAAACACUUACAAGUGUUCUCAAACUUUUAGAUGGACACACAUUUGAGUACAAGGGUCCAAAUCUUUAGCAGGUGGUUUUUUAAAAAACUAAAACUAAACAGAUGUCUGAAAUAGUUACAUUUUCACUAUAAACUUAACAUGCAAUAUAACCAUACAAUGAAGAAUCAUGUUGUUGACAUAUUUUUUGACCCAUACGCACACUGUUAACAGUGCAACUCAAAAUCACAAUGUUGACACAUAUUUUUGACUCUCAUAGACACGCUGUCAAUUGUUCAGUGACGUUCAACAUUGAUCACAUUCAUAUUUUAUUGACCUACAUCCACUGUUGACAGUUCAAGUAUGUUCAAGUUCAAAUAGCAUAUUCGGACAGGACGAAUGGUUUGCCUUGUCAAUGACCUGUUGGUUAGGAUUCUUAUAACAAUAACAUAUUCCGUCUGGAUGAAUGGUUAAUGACAUGUUGGUUAGUUUUCUCAUAACAACAACAACAUAUUCCGUCUGUACGAAUGGUUUGCGUUGUUAAUGGCCUGUUGAUUAGGUUUCUCACAACAACAAUAAAAUAUUCUGUCUGGACGAAUGGUUUGCAUUGUUGGUUAGGUUUCUCAUAACAACAAUAAAAUAUUCUGUCUGGACGAAUGGUUUGCCUUGUUAAUGACCUGUUGAUUAGGUUUCUCAUAACAACAAUAACAUAUUCUGUCUGGAUGAAUGUUUUGCCUUGUUAAUGACCUGUUGGUUAUGUUUCUCAUAACAACAAUAACAUAUUCUGUCUGGACGAAUGGUUUGCCUUGUUAAUGACCAGUUGGUUAUGUUUCUCAUAACAACAAUAACAUAUUCUGUAUGGACGAAUGGUUUGCCUUGUUUGGCCCCUUAUGUAAUCUGUGUCAGAGUUUAUUUAACCUGUACUUGAUCAGUAAGAUUUGUAUUAAAUUUUUUGUACAUCUUUUUUAUUUGACUUAUAAAUCUUUGGUGGAUUUAAAUUUUAAAAAAUAUUUCUAAAGGCUUGCUGGCGGAGAUGUGUGUCUGGUGAGGGGUGGCCACAUUUCCUUCUCAAAGUCCACUUGAAAAUAAUUUUCCUAUCUUUUAUUGAAGAAUGGGGUCGAUUCUCCAUGCCACAUUUGUAACAGACUGGGAAUAGGAUGGGAGUAAUAAAUGAGUAUGGUUAUAAUAGUCUAGGUGUACAAGUUUUUUGUGAUGAGGAGUUUCUUUUUAGUAUGAUCUAACAAUUACCUCUCUCACUGAUGUCACAUAUUUAACAGUAAAGCAUCUAGUCUCUUGGUUUGUGUUUUUUACUUUGUCUCAAACUUGUUACUAAUUAUUGUGUUUAAAGACGCUAUUCAUUAUGUUUACAUUAAUAUUUUGUGUGUGGGAUACUGUGACACUUGAAUGGUGUUUUGUAACCUAAACUGCUGUUGUAUUGGCUUGUUGUCUGUAGUGCAAUCAUUGGAUAUGUGGAUUGAGAUGUGGCUAGUGUGUCAACUCUAUAUUUGAUUUUAAAAAACUACAAUAAGAUUUUUUUGGACCACAAGUUUUUUAAAAUUUAUGGAUCAUUGUUUUGGGAAUUAGGAUUAACUUGGGCCCAAUGUCAUAGGCACAAAGCCUUAAGUAGUUCGUCUUGGUUUGUCAAUAGUCAGGGGACCUAGAUCUACUCUUACUGCUAAUAAUAAUAAUAGGAACCAAUUCAACAGUCAGGUGACCUAGAUCUACUCUUACUGCUAAUAAUAAUAAUAGGAACCAAUUCAACAGUCAGGUGACCUAGAUCUACUCUUACUGCUAAUAAUAAUAAUAGGAACCAAUUCAACAGUCAGGUGACCUAGAUCUACUCUUACUGCUAAUAAUAAUAAUAUGAACCAAGUCAAAGGUAUUAUAGUUGAAGCAACCAAGUUGAUGGCCAAACUAAUUUGCUAAUGGCCAAGUGUCAUGGUGAUGAGGCUAAUGGUAAAGACGUCAACUCUCAUAUUAUCAGUGAAGGAGUUAAAAAUGAACUCAAUCUACACUGGUCAAUUUUGUGAAAACCCUAACUUAAGUGUUUCCGCACCGAGGGAACUUUGAUCAUUUCAGUAAUAUCUAGUUCUUAGAAACGCAUUUGAAAAAAUAAUCAUAUAAAUAAGAAUAUAAUUUAAAACACUUUCUAGUUGACUCAAAUGUGAAACAAUAUUUUAUAUGUAUUUUGUUUAGAAAGACAAUUAUAUUAAUGAAAAUAAACUAAUUGUGAACAAAACCAUGGUCUUUAAUCAGCCUUCUGUCAACAGUACAAAGAAUAUUUCUACUUAAUUUCUCAUUCAUAGUAUUUGUAGCUCAUAUUUAUUUUUUUGGUGAUACCAAUGCUUAAUCAAAAUUUUUUGUUUUUGUUUUGAGUCUGAUAACUUAAAAAACAAAUCUGUAUUAAAUUUGUCUAGUAUAAUGACAAGUGUUUGAGAAAACCUGUUUCCUUUAACUAGUGGUGGCAUCCCAAAUAUCCGGCUCCGUAAAGGCAGGCAAUCUUUGGGGACAGGUUCUAGUUAUCUCUAUUCAGUUUUCUGAUAAUUGAACAACCCGUUUGAUUAGCUUUUCUAAUUUUAAGUGCGGGUUUGCACAAACGAUUACAAUCCGGUAGGAUGCCACUGCUGAUUUUAACACAACUUUUGUCUAUCUGAGAUCACAGGAUGCCACUGCUGAUUUUAACACAACUUUUGUCUAUCUGAGAUCACAGGAUGCCACUGCUGAUUUUAACACAACUUUUGUCUAUCUGAGAUCACAGGAUGCCACUGCUGAUUUUAACACAACUUUUGUCUAUCUGAGAUCACAGGAUGCCACUGCUGAUUUUAACACAACUUUUGUCUAUCUGAGAUCACACUUGAGUAUCUCUUUGUUGUUCUCCCCUGUUUAUCUGACAUUUUUCAAUUGCGUAAACAUUUUUUGUGUAGUAUUUCAUUUUUGACACUGUUUCUUGAUUUGGUUUCUAUUUGAAGUCAUUAAAAGUAAUUUUAGAAGCUUUUUAUCUUGUGUAAUGGUAAAGGAUAAUCUUUAUACUUGUUUAAAACUUGUGUGAAACAUCUUAAAAAGGGCUACGCCCAGGUCAUGACACUUGUACCAUCACUGUAUGUUUAUUUGAUGACUUUCCACCCAUCAACACCAACCAUUGUAUAUCGUCACCUGAAACCAUAGCUGGCCCAGGUCAUUACACUUGUACCAUCACUGUAUGUUUAUUUGAUGACCUUUGACCCAACAACACCAAGCAUUAUAUAUCAUCACCUGAAACCAUAGCUGCGCCACCAUUGCCAUUAACUUGUAUAUUUCUAUAUAAUUACGGUAGAUUUUUUAAAUUGACCAAAACGUCCUGUUAAGACAGCAUUUUUAGAUAGGGUUUGUCUGAUUAGCCCUGGUCAGUGUGGUAUUCCAGGUGAGUGUCUCGUAUCCUGGUUGUAUUAACUCAUUAAAGAUUAUCAUAGUUUUAAAAAAUCAUUAUCUUUUUGUGUGAGUUUUGCUUUUGUCAAAACAUGUUGUUUAAUUAUCCAUUUUGCUGUUAUGUCUUUGUUAAAAGCUAGCGGUGUAGAAGAUUCUUUUUCAUUUUAAGUCUGGUUUUGCUUUCAAUAGUUGUUAUUUUUUUUUUUCCAGUUUAUUUCUUCCUCUUCAAAUGUAGUUUAAUUUUGUUUCUUUGUUUGUUUUUUUCAAAUUUAGCCGAGUUUUCAACAUUAUUUUGAUUUCUACAGUUUACUCAUAGCUCUUUAUUCCCUUGUCUGUAUUUAAAUAAGAGUUUAUGUGAAUGGUUAUUGACACUUGCCAGAUUCCUAGUUAAGAUGAAACCACAACCCAAAAGAUCUGUUUGGCUACUUACAAAAUUUCAUAUUAUUAUAAGAAAACUAUUUUUUUUGUGUUUUGCAUCAUAAUAUUACAUUUAAAAAAAGGUUGUUUUGAAUAGUCUAUAUAAAUAUAUGAUAAGAUUCAAAACUCAUAUUUAUAUGUUAGUUAUGGAAUCACUACCAAAUUUAUACCAAAAAUAGAUUUGAAUAAAUUGUGGAUAAUAUAAUAAUAUAAUUAAAAUACAGCCAUACCAAUGGACAAUAGGUAUUGCAAAAAAAAAAAAAAAUGGAAGCCUCUACCAAUUAGAAAAAAAAAAAAUUUAUACCAAAAAAAAAUUUAAAUAAAUUGUGGAUAAUAUAAAAAUAUAAUUAAAAUACAGCCAUCCCAAUGGAAAAUAGGAAUUGAAAAAAAAAAAAAAAAUGGAAGCCUCUACCAAUUAGAAAAAAAAAAUGAAUAAAAACAUACCAAAAAAAAACAACAAAAAAAUUACAUUUGGUUCAAAUGAAUCAUGAAUUUCCAUACACAAACCUUUGAAACUUCAGAUCUUCAGUUGGGACCCCUUGCUCUUUACUCCUGAUAAUUCUUUAAAUGAAGGUUUUUAAUGGUGGGCAUUGGAAUAACAUCACAAAUGUCAUAAUCUUGUGUUCUUAUGUUUGUCCCUAAUGUUAGCCUUCUGCCCUUGUGUUGUGUAAUUGUUUAGAUCCCCCCGCCCUGGAAACCUGAAGUUGAAAAUGAAUGGGACACCAAGUACAUCCCUGAAGAAUUCGCCCAAGAAUCCGUGCACUUCACCCCCGGUUCCCACCUGAUGACCAGCAGACUGGACCCCAUUGCGGAAGAUGGCCAGCUUCCUUACUUUGAACAGUUUUCCUACCAAGGAAGUCGUAACAGCUACGGGCAUCCCAGUUACCUCAGCACAUCGGCAGCUGCGCACGGUGCGCAUGAAAUGUUCUGAAGAAAUGAUAAAGUUAUUGUUUUCGUGUAAAAAAAACCGAAAGAAAGUUUGCCGGUGAACCUAGAAAAUUGUACAACUCCAAGCCCAAUGGUAUGUCAACGCUAAUACUGUAGGAUUUAAUACCUUUUGAGACAAUGGUAUUAAGUUUCACCAUUUAUUAAAGCAGGGCUGCUGUGUUGAGGUUUAACUAAAUGGUUUAUUAGCUGUCAUUUGAAAAUAAGCUAUCAAAAUAGUUCUUCCUAAUUUCAAGGUGUGUUUAAAAUAUUAAUGCAAAAUAGUGUCAAAAUAAGUUCUAUUUCAACUGAGCAGCCCUGAAAGAAAGAUAACUUCAGAUUUUUGGUUAAACUAAUCAUCGUGUUUCCAGAAAUGAAAUAACACUUCUUGGCAUUUCAUUUAAUGGAAUUGAAAAAAAAAUGUAAGUACCGGUAAUGUAUAAGAUUUGUUAAUUCUGAAUUCUGAUUUGAAACUAAAUUUGUGUAGAAAUGUUAUAACUUAUAGUAUUGAAGCUACCAAAAUGUCUGAUUUGUUUCCGUUUACUUCACGACAUGAUAAUUUACAACAUCACGAUAAAAUUUAUGACUAUUUAUUUCCAUUAUAAAUUAUUGCUUUGGAGUUUUAAAAUAAUCUCUUUAAAUUUUGUAUCUAAAGUUUUUCUAUCUAACAUUGUUUUCAAAACAAAAAUGUUUUUUUGCAUAACAUUGUUCUCAAAACAAAAAUGUUUUUCUAUCUAACGUUCUCAAAACUCCAUGGAAUCUUUAAAUUUCUUCUACUUCUAAUCAGCUCAAUUCCAGAUGAAAGUUUUCUUUAAAAAGCUAAAGACUUUUAAUUAAAAAAAACAAAACUGAGGAAUUUAAUUAAACAAAAAGACUUUUAUAAAAAUAGCUUGUUGUUCCGUUUCCCAAGGGCGGUGGUUUCCGAAUUGUAUUUUUUUUGUUUUUUGUCUUGGACUGGAAAAGUAAUUUUAAAAUAUACUUUGAAUAAAUAAACUAUACAUAUAAGUGCAAUUUUAUGUAACGAUAAAGUUUUUUAAAAAUUGUAUCUCGUACUUACACCCCUGUAUAGAGAUCUGAUUCACCCCAUGUUUAAUGUACCUAAGGUUAACAAGUUGGAAACAUUUAUAUGUCAUUGUUGUUGGAUACAUGCAUCUAUUACUAAAUAGGGCAAACAUUGGUGUCACCUUUCAUUGGUCAAAUUGGCUUGAGAAGCUUUCAUCAUAAAAUGAAUUUGCCCCAGUAGGAUACAUUUAAGUUACAGUUAACAGUUCCCGGUACUGUUCAGGGAUUGAAGAUUACUGGCGAUUUCAAUAACAGAAAUAUUUCAUAUAUUAUUAGCAACAAUUUCUUUUUUCAUUCAAAUUUAAAAAAAAAAAAUAUUUCUCCAAAUUGUGCGAACAAGAAUUAAAAAAGCCAAAACAAACACAAUUGAAAAGAAUGGUAUGAGUUAUGUGCUGUUGAGCUGUAUAGGAUAAUGAAGAGUGAGGUCUGUGCUUGUGAUAUAAAAGACAUGCACUACAAAGAUUUUAUCAUGACUGUAGUGUCUAACUAAAACUGUAUGAAGUGUAUAUGCUAUUUCAAAAAAUUGCUAUGUCAAGUUCAGCUAUAUCUUGGUUAAAUUUUGAUAGAACUUAUGAACUUUUCACUAAAAUAUAAAAAGUACUGAAUUAGAUUUUGUCAUUUAUGAAUGAACAUCAUACAAAAAUCUUUUCGUAUUAACCAUAAUAUGACUAUUUGUAUUCUUACAGACUUGUCCUCCUCAUUACAAAAGGGCAGUGGUUCGGAUACGUCCGUCCUAGUUACAUAGAUACCAUUACAAGUUUAUAUUUGACGGGUGUCUAGUCACCACUUCAGUCUCUCUUAGAAAUAACUUACAAAUUUUAAUUCUCAAGGAUUUAGAUCAGUGCCUGCCAUUUUUCAGUUUUGUGCCCCCUGCCUUGAGCUCUUGCAAAGUAUCACAUGUGCUGUUGUUUGGGGUUUUCCAAGGUUAACCACGAGUAAUCACUCUUGUGGAAAUCUUAGGUGGACCUUUACAGGAUCAUUAGGUCUUUGGUAAAAGGUCAUAAUGUGUUCUUGUUAUUCUCUGAUGGAUUAUUACUGUCCCCCUUAGACAAAUUUCUUUUUGAAACCACUAGUCCUUUUUGCAAUGAGGUCUUUUGUCUGCCAUUUUCAUUUCUCUUUACAUUUAAAUGCACGUUGGUCUGUCAAGCAAUAUUUUUAGCCCUUGAAUAUUUGUAGGACCCUUGCAUAUGAAAACAACCACAUUUGUAAGUGGGCUGCUUAGCUUUCCACUGAUUCGACCCACCAUUUAUUCUGUUAUGCUACUUACCUGCGAUAGUUUCCUUUUUUUUCCAUUGGUCCUAAAAUUGUACAGGAAUAUAAUGUAUUGUUUGUUUCUGUAUUCAACAACAUGGGAGGUAAGUGUUGCUAACACAUUCUUGUCAUCAUCAAGGAUGAGAUGACCAAUUUAAACCAAAAGUGACCCCUGCCCUCCUCCAAUGUAUUAAAUAAUUGAAAAUGCUCAUUGUUCAUGUUGAUGGGUCUUCUUUUCCUCUCCCAUGUUUUUAAUGUGAUGGAUCAGGAAGUAUGUUGUCAUUCUUCAUCCAUGCUAAAAGCAGAUUUAAGAAUAGUAGGGUAGUACCAGAGAUGUGCGUUUAUCUGGCCAAUUAUGGUACUUACUUAUCAAGGAAAGUAAUGCAUGCCUUCCAUUAAUAAAAAAAAUAUUUAGGUAUCAUGUUGAUUAACUUAUAUAUUUUUUCCUGGUGGGUGUUGAUGACCUAAUCCUGGUGGGUGGUGAUGACCUAAUAGGGUGACGAUGACCUGCCCUUACACCAAAAAAUGUGCACGUCUGUCUUAAGCUUAUUAAUAAUGAUGACUUGCACAGCUGCAGCUAAAAUGUACUCUUGUUGUGUUUGUGAUAUGGCUCUACUAUCGCUUUAAAUCAUACUGUGUCAUUGCCAAUGUACAUAUGUACACUAUAUAAUUAAUGGAUACUUAUGGUGAUGCUAUGUGCCUCAUACAUGUAUUGUUUUGGUGUUCUUCAGUUGUUAUAUCGUUAAUAUUAAAGCUGUUACUAUAUAACCACAAAUAUUUUGGCAAAGAUCUGCUUUGUUUAAAUUAUAUAUGAUCUAUCUGCUGGACUAAAUCUCAUUAGAUAAGAACAGGUAGACUAAUAAAAGUGUGAACUAGAGAGCAUGUUUCACUCUCAGUAAGUUACAGUAAUAAAAGUGUGAACCAGAGAGCAUGCUUCACUCUCAGUAAGUUACAGUAAUAAAAGUGUGAACCAGAGAGCAUGUUUCACUCUCAGUAAGUUACAGUAAUAAAAGUGUGAACCAGAGAGCAUGUUUCACUCUCAAUAAGUUACAGUAAUAACAGUGUGAAUUAGAGAGCAUGUUUCACUCUGUCAGUGAAUUAGGACAAUUUAAACUGCAACCCCAGUUUUGUGGAGUUGGAUUCUCUAACUUUUCCCCCCAACUGCCUACAUUAAUGUAGAAAGUAAGUAAUUUAUUUUCUGUUUUCGAUAAGACCCUGUGCUGUACCAGAGCUUCCUAUCCAGUGUAAUACUAAAAAUAGUUGGCAGUUGAAGACAAGAUCUACUCAUUCUUUCGGUGUCCAAAGUCUGGAAAAACAAAUAAGUCAUUUCCUAAACCCACCGAAAUUUGCUUGUGAUUGCUUUAUAAAUAAAUAUUAAUAGCUCUGUGAACUAUUAAUUAAAUGCAUACUUGUAAUUGUAAAUAAUCCUUUAUGAAAAGAUAAAUUGCCUUGUUUAUUUCUUGCACUGGACAUUAUAAUGAUAAACAUAGUGGUGGACAGGGGACAUAUGACACCGACACAUGGAAACAACCACAUUAGAUGAAUUUUGAAUGAUCUUUUUUACUGUAAUCAGGCUAUAAAUUCCCUAGCUUUUUUUAUUUAUGAUGUUUAUUUAGAUUUCAUUUAGACCAGGGGUUCUAAACUUUUUUGCUGUUCCACAUUCUUUUUGAUUUCAAAACAUUUACUGCACCCCAUCUUGAUUUCAAAAAACAUUACCUGUAAUAAAUAAACACUAAGAAAAUGCAAAUAAACCUGAACUUUCAGGGUCUUCUCAGACCCUCAACACUGCAACCCCCAUAAACAAAACAAAAAAAGAUUUAAUAGUUAUUAAUAGCUAAAAUAAAAUAUAAAUCUUUUUAUAGAUUUGUUGAAUAUUUCUUUUAUCCCCAUUUUACUUUUACAUGUUUGCUUUUGAUGUUAAAAAAAAUAAUUACUUCACAAAUAAUUUGUACCGUACAUGGCUGAUUGAAGUUUGCUGCUGAGGUAGAUAGGAAUAAAACAUGGUCUUAUGGAAAUGAUUAUCAGCAGUACCGUACUACUUCUACAGCUGAUCCAACUAAUUUAAAGUGUUGGGCUCAGUUCACACGAUCAAAUUCUUUUCAAAUUUUCGUUCAUACAUUUGAAUUUGAUGUGAUUUUUGUAUGAAGUGUCCUAUUUAUUUUGAUACUUAAGUGUCCUAGCAUUUUGCUUCUACUUCAAAUGAUACACAAAUUAUUUUUUUAUUUGUGUAUCCAUGCACGAAUAUUGUUUUUGGCCAAAUCGUUGAAUUUUUGUACCAAUAAUUUAAUAAAUAAUGAUCAAUAAGUUAUCUAGAAAUAUUUACAUUAUGUUGUCAAAAGCAUGAUUUAAAAGAGAGAUUCAUUCACCUUAUAUGGUGGGCAUGUUAAAAAGAUUCACCUAAUGUGGUGGCUGGGGUGCUGUGACCAAGUUGCUGGUUGAGAAGAGUGAAUCUGAAUCACCUAAUGUGGUGGCUGAAGUGCUUUGGGUGGUUGAGAAAAGUGAUUCACCUUAUGUGGUGGCUGAAGUGCUGUGGCUGGUUGAGAAGAGUGAUUCACCUUAUGUGGUGGCUGAAGUGCUUUGGGUGGUUGAGAAAAGUGAUCACCUAAUGUGGUGGCUGAAGUGCUGUGGCUGGUUGAGAAGAGUGAUUCACCUUAUGUGGUGGCUGAAGUGCUGUGGUAGGUUGAGAAGAGUGAUUCACCUAAUGUGGUGGCUGAAGUGCUGUGGUAGGUUGAGAAGAGUGAUUCACCUAAUGUGGUGGCUGAAGUGCUGUGGCUGGUUGAGAAGAGUGAUUCACCUAAUGUAGUGGCUGAAGUGCUGUGGUAGGUUGAGAAGAGUGAUUCACCUAAUGUGGUGGCUGAAGUGCUGUGGUAGGUUGAGAAGAGUGAUUCACCUAAUGUGGUGGCUGAAGUGCUGUGGCUGGUUGAGAAGAGUGAUUCACCUAAUGUAGUGGCUGAAGUGCUGUGGUAGGUUGAGAAGAGUGAUUCACCUAAUGUGGUGGCUGAAGUGCUGUGGUAGGUUGAGAAAGGUGAUUCACCUUAUGUGAUGGCUGAAGUAAUGUGGCUGGUUGAGAAAAGUGAUUCACCUAAUGUGGUGGCUGAAGAGCUGUGGCUGGUUGAGACUUGAUUUUAUGUAAUACUUAGUAAUAUUACUAAUACUAAUACCGGGUAGCGCAAAAAUAAGUUUCCAUAGGUUUAAACAUUCCCCUGCUCCCAAAGAAAAAAUAAUUGGUAUAUUUAUAACAUUACUUUUACCUCAGCAGAAAAUAUCAAAAUCAGCCUUGCUACUUAUAGUUACAUAUGGUAUAUAAAAAAAAAAUGCUUAGCAAAAAUAUAUUAUACUUAUACAUUUUAUACAGGUGUUUGAAAAUGAGAGAAUAAUUCUUUAUUAUACUUAUAACUAAAUUAACUUUCAAGAUUAAAAAACAAUGUGAUUUAAAUUUUUAAAAAAAUCCAGAUACUUAAAUACCAGGUACUUCUGAUAAAAAAAAGCAACUAAAUUGAGCCCUUUGGGCUGCACUUAAUGCAGGGUUUAUCUUAUUUGCCAGUUUUAUGACAUUUAUUCACUACCGUAAUCUACUAAUAAUGCAGUUGAUGUAUUACAAAUAAAGCAACAAAGAGGUAGACAGUUAAGACUAAGACAGACAAGGAAGGCUGUGGUCCAAUCAUUGAAUAUGUUUAUGCUAUCAGUUUGUUAUCUAUGUAAAAUUGAUGUCAAGUUUUUCUUACACUUACAUGCUUUUAUUUCAAUUAUUUAAUUUUAAGUCUUAUGAAGACUGCACUUUUUAAGUCAAGACAAACUGUACAGGUAUUAAUAAAAACAAUGAUUUGAAACAAUUAAAAUUAAUCACUUGCACAAUUUGUGCUUUGUGGUAGUUUGUGUACCGCUGAUGUGUUGAUUGUACUGGUACUAGUUUAAUUGCAGGUUUGUCUGCAG